Alternaria incomplexa is the source of this 1428-nucleotide messenger RNA. RefSeq lists its product as uncharacterized. Gene Ontology annotation, molecular function: transmembrane transporter activity. NCBI's taxonomy places the organism in Eukaryota, Fungi, Ascomycota, Dothideomycetes, Pleosporales, Pleosporaceae. The transcript is spliced from 5 exons. The coding region runs from base 1 to 1428 and encodes 475 amino acids. The record is from RefSeq and is a predicted model, not a curated record. Gene Ontology annotation, biological process: transmembrane transport. Gene Ontology annotation, cellular component: membrane.
AUGGCGCUGCACCACCAAAACGGCACCUCGUCAACCUGCCUCGAGCAGCCCAUCGAACUCCAAGACGUAUCGAGCUAUAUCUCCAAACCUCAAGAUGCACAGAUCGCUAGUUCGAGCAGUACAGGCGGCCUGCGACUCUCAGACACAAAAGGUGCUCGGGAAAGCGAUCCGAUAGAGAAUCUGCCGUCGCCAACGACACAAGCGCCAGCCAAAUUGGAACGAUGGAACCAUCCACGAUCGAAUUUGUUCAAGACUAUGGCGGCGUUUUGGAGUUUUGUCGUUAUGGGGAGUAAUGAUGCGGCGUAUGGUGCUUUGAUUCCUUAUUUGCAAGAAUACUACGGUCUGACUUUCGUCGUCAUUUCGCUAGUAUUCUUGUCUCCACUCGUCGGCUACACAGCUUCCGCGUUAUUGAACAACAGCAUUCACCUCAAGUUCGGCCAGAGAGGCGUUGCGGUUAUAGCGCCGACGUGCCAUCUCAUCGCGUACAUCGUUAUUGCGGUGCACCCUCCGUAUCCGGUCCUCGUCAUUAUUUUCAUGUUGGCUGGGUUCGGGAAUGGACUUGCUGAUGCGGCGUGGAAUGCCUGGAUCGGCAACAUGGCGAACCCAAACGAAGUUCUCGGUUUCCUCCACGCCUUCUACGGCGUAGGUGCCGUUCUAUCCCCCUUGAUAGCAACGACUAUGAUCACAAAAGGAAGCAGACUACCCUGGUACACCUUCUACUACGUCAUGAUCGCAAUGGCAGCCAUCGAACUCGCCACCUCAACAACCGCCUUCUGGCGCGAAACCGGCGCCGCCUUCCGCGCAGCCAACCCGCGCACCAGCGGCACGAAAGACAACCGCAUGAAAGAAGCGCUUAUCCGUCUGCCCCACGCACGCGUCACGUGGCUCUGCGCACUCUUUCUACUCGGAUACGUGGGUAUUGAAGUUGCGCUAGGUGGCUGGAUUGUCAAGUUUAUGCUUGAAGUGAGGGAUGGAGAGGAGUUUGCGAGUGGCAUGGUGGCGACGGGGUUUUGGAUGGGGAUUACGGUGGGGAGGAUUGUGCUGGGGUUUGUUACGCCGAGGUUGGGGGAGAAGUUGGCUAUUACUAUCUACCUCCCCCUCACAAUGGCCCUCGAACUCAUCUUCUGGCUUGUCCCCCAAUUCUAUGUCUCGGCCGUCGCCGUAGCUCUUCAGGGCUUCUUCCUCGGUCCCUUGUUCCCGGCUGUAGUCGUCGCAGCUACGAAGCUACUACCGCGCCACUUGCACGUCGGUGCUAUUGGCUUCGCGGCGGCUUUUGGCGGAAGUGGCGCUGCCAUCUUCCCUUUCGCAGUUGGAGCUAUCGCACAAGCCAAGGGUGUACAGGUGCUACAGCCGAUUAUUCUGGCGCUGUUGGGCGUGAUUCUACUGCUUUGGUUGGGUCUACCGAGGAUCCAUAAGAAGGAGGAGUGA